Messenger RNA from Candoia aspera, 1389 nucleotides. RefSeq names its product ubiquilin-1-like. Gene Ontology annotation, cellular component: cytosol. Bases 1 to 1389 code for a protein of 462 amino acids. Lineage: Eukaryota; Metazoa; Chordata; Lepidosauria; Squamata; Candoiidae. Gene Ontology annotation, molecular function: polyubiquitin modification-dependent protein binding. The record is from RefSeq and is a predicted model, not a curated record. Gene Ontology annotation, biological process: ubiquitin-dependent protein catabolic process. The transcript has a single exon.
AUGGAGACCGUGAACGUUCAUCAAGCAGGCACCACCCUUGGCUGCCCAGGCCUGGCCACCAACCCCAACUUCAUCUGCAUCACUGCAAAGUCUCCCCAGGGCAGCACCCAGUUUGUGCUCCCACAUCAAACCACCAUCCAGAAAUUGAAGGAGGAACUUUCUAAGCAUUUCCACUGUGAGACUGGACAGUUGGUACUGGUGUUCUUUGGGAGGAUCUUGAAGGAUCAGCAUACCCUUCAGCAGUGUGGGGUCAGUGAUGGGAUGACUGUCCACCUGCUGAUCCGACCCCUGAAGAGAGACUCAGAAGACUCCCCUCAGUCAUCCUACUUGCUCAGGACCUCAGGCUGUGCCCUGACACCAACCAGCACCAGCCUUACCCUGCCUGCUUUUAACCCAAGCACUCAGGGCCCAAGGGGCCCCCCAGAGGUGAGUCCCUCCAGCAUUGAGUGGCAGCAGAUGCCUACCUCAGAGAUGAUUGUUCAGAAAGUACGGCAGGUGAUCUUGGCCAACCCAGAGAUCCAGCAGCUGGCACAGCAGUUCCCUGCCAUCUGCCACAUCCUGAAUAAUAUGGGCAUCAUGCGGGUGAUCCUGGACAAGAUGAGAGAAAUAAUGGACCUCGCAAAGAACCCUGACAUGAUGCAGGACCUGAAGAAUCCAGACCCACUCUUGAUUAGUGUUCAGAGCAACACCCCCGGUGGGGACAACCCCUUGAGACAACUCAACAGCGAUGUUCAAGAGCCAGGACUGAAUGAAGGCCAGGACCUUCUUGACACCUCUAGCUCUUACGACACCCUGGCGAGGAACCCUUGUCCAGAACACACAGUCAGGGAUAGCGAGGGGCUUCACCUGGGCAGCUCUAAGUGUGCUGGCUCUUUCCCCAUCUCCCACAGCUCCACCAGCAUUUGCACCACCAGCUCAUGCAGCGAUGAAGGUGGCAUCUUCAAUAGCCUUCACAGUCCUCUCGGGCCCAGCUCUUCCCUGCUGAACACUGUGCCCACCCCUGGGGCAGGACUAUGCAAUGUGGGGGGCGUCCAGGCCCUGAUUGUAAACCUCUGCAAUGCCUACACAAAGCGUAUGAUGUUCUCCCUCAUGCAGAAUGCUCUGCUUGCCUCAAAAGGGAUGCAGACCGCCCAGAAGGAGCACGUCCAACAGCAGCUGCUGCAUUUUUCCCAGCAGAUGCAGAGGCCAGAAAUGGUGGCUGCCAUGUCCAACCCCAAGGCCAUCCAGGCAUGGGUGCAGAUGGAGCAAGGCUUGCAGGCGCUGGUGGCAGAAGCCCCCGUGCUCAUACCCUGGUUCAUACUGCGCUUGAAAGGGCUGGGGAACUCCUCUGAGAUAGGUCCCAUGGCCACUGGCUCUCCCUCUGAAGAAGAAUCAGCUGCUUUGGAAUAG